GCUCGCCGCUGCAGAGCGGUUCAGUUCCCGCACUCUUCCCGGGCGUCUCUUUUGGGUUCUCCUCGCGUCGCCGGAACCAUGUCGUUCGCCGAGACCAACCCGGCGGCAUCUUCCCUGCCCAAUGGCGAUUGCAGUCGCUUCAGGGCGCGGCCCGGAGGGAACCGGGUGACGGUGGUGCUCGGCGCGCAGUGGGGCGAUGAAGGCAAAGGGAAGGUGGUGGAUCUGCUGUCGCAGGACGCCGACAUCGUUUGCCGCUGCCAGGGAGGAAAUAAUGCUGGCCAUACAGUUGUUGUGGAUUCUGUAGAAUAUGAUUUUCAUCUUCUACCCAGUGGAAUAAUUAAUCCAAAUGUUACUGCAUUCAUUGGAAAUGGUGUGGUAAUUCAUUUGCCUGGAUUGUUCGAGGAGGCAGAGAAAAAUGUUCAAAAAGGAAAAGGUCUAGAAGGCUGGGAAAAAAGGCUUAUCAUAUCUGACAGAGCUCAUAUUGUGUUUGAUUUUCAUCAAGCAGCUGAUGGUAUCCAGGAACAACAAAGACAAGAACAAGCAGGAAAAAAUUUGGGUACCACAAAAAAGGGCAUUGGCCCAGUGUAUUCUUCCAAAGCUGCUCGGAGUGGACUUAGGAUGUGUGAUCUUGUCUCUGACUUUGGUGGCUUCUCUGAGAGGUUCAAAGUUCUGGCUAAUCAGUACAAAUCUAUAUACCCCACUUUGGAAAUAGACAUUGAAGGUGAAUUACAAAAACUCAAGGGUUAUAUGGAAAAAAUUAAACCAAUGGUGAGAGAUGGCGUUUAUUUCCUAUAUGAGGCCCUACAUGGACCACCAAAGAAAAUCUUGGUAGAAGGUGCAAAUGCAGCACUACUUGAUAUUGAUUUUGGGACUUAUCCUUUUGUAACCUCUUCAAAUUGUACUGUUGGAGGUGUUUGUACUGGUUUGGGUAUGCCCCCUCAGAAUGUGGGAGAAGUGUACGGAGUUGUGAAAGCUUAUACAACUAGAGUUGGUAUUGGUGCCUUUCCUACAGAGCAAGACAAUGAUAUUGGAGAAUUAUUACAAACAAGGGGUAGAGAGUUUGGUGUGACUACUGGAAGGAAAAGAAGAUGUGGCUGGUUGGACCUCGUUUUGCUCAGAUAUGCUCACAUGAUUAAUGGAUUUACUGCGUUGGCACUUACCAAAUUGGAUAUUUUGGACAUGUUUACGGAAAUCAAAGUUGGAGUUGCUUACAAGUUAGAUGGUGAAAUCAUACCUCAUUUCCCAGCAAACCAAGAAGUCUUAAAUAAAGUUGAAGUUCAGUAUAAGACUCUCCCAGGAUGGAACACGGACAUAUCAAAUGCAAGGACAUUUAAAGAACUACCUGUUAAUGCACAAAAUUAUGUUCGAUUUAUUGAAGAUGAGCUUCAAAUUCAAGUUAAAUGGAUUGGCGUAGGUAAAUCCAGAGAGUCUAUGAUUCAACUCUUUUAAGGAUUUCCAGUGACAGAAGAAACACUCCUUGAAAGGAGGAAUAAGACUUUCGUAAACAUUUCAUUUAUGAUCUGCAAAUUCAAGAAUAAAGCCAUUGAAGUGAGUUGUAAGCCCUACAGUUGUUUCCAGUCUUUUAAGAUGGAUGGCUGUCAUGGAAAUAAACUUUGGCAUAUUCCAGUGUCAGCUUUCCUUAGCUGACAUGAUUGCGGAAUCAUUUGUUGCUCCUGCUGCUCAUGGUGCCACAUUUUCUUUUAAUGUUUAGUAAUAGUAUAAUCCAUAUUGUUUGGAAUCUAAAAUAGAAUGACUUUCAACGUAGUUUUUCAUUAUUGGCAUUGUGUGUUCUUAGGUUUUACCCCUAUGAGAUGGUAAGAACAUUUUACC
Molecule: messenger RNA, 1830 nt
Organism: Trichechus manatus latirostris (Florida manatee)
Lineage: Eukaryota; Metazoa; Chordata; Mammalia; Sirenia; Trichechidae
Gene: ADSS2
Product: adenylosuccinate synthase 2
Exons: 13
Coding region: 79-1449 (456 amino acids)
Biological process (GO): IMP metabolic process; 'de novo' AMP biosynthetic process
Cellular component (GO): cytoplasm
Molecular function (GO): GTP binding; adenylosuccinate synthase activity
Source: RefSeq, a predicted model, not a curated record